Molecule: messenger RNA, 2517 nt
Organism: Ostreobium quekettii
Lineage: Eukaryota; Viridiplantae; Chlorophyta; Ulvophyceae; Bryopsidales; Ostreobiaceae
Source: the annotation of a GenBank genome assembly
AUGUGGGGCCUCCGAUCCCGCUCCUGGGCCCUCGCCCGGUACGUCGCGGCCGCGGCCCCGGGGCUCCUCCUGGGCCGAUCGGGCGACGCCUGGCCGGCGGUCCUGCUGCGGGGCGUCUCCUCCGGCACCGGCGGGCCGUCCGGCCGGCGGGACCUAUCGUUGCCAAACUACAUCGUCUUUGGGUCGAACACGGGCGUCGGAAAGACGGCCAUCUCCGCCGGCCUGGCGCGGACGUGUACCAGGCAGAAGGAAUGUGUUGUCUACAUCAAACCCGUUCAGACGGGAUGGGACGGGGGGCGGAGCCCUGCAUCGAAUUCUGAUGCGCACACUGUUGCCAGCGUGGCCCAGGAGACAGCACCGGGGGGGUCUGCUCCAUGGAAAGAUGCCUGUAGGGACCUCAUGAAAUUCGACACGCUGUAUGCAUACCAGCAGCCUGUCAGUCCCCAUCUGGCAGCUCAGCUUGAAGAAGGAAACACCAGGAUUGUGAGCGAUGCUGAGCUCACAGAUGGGGUGGCAGCCAAACUGACUGAGUUGGCAGGCACUAGCAACAGAAAAUGCCUUGGCCUGGUGGAAGCAGCUGGAGGAGUGGCAAGCCCAGUGCCUUCUGGAGCUUUGCAGUGUGAUGUCUAUCGCAGCCUGCAGCUUCCUUGCCUUCUGGUUGGGGACCACCGCCUGGGAGGCAUCUCUGCAACAAUAUCAGCAUAUGACUCCCUGGUGCUGCGGGGUUAUGACGUUGCUGCGAUAGCUUUGUUUGCUGGAGAGCUCGCAAACCACCUCUUGAUCAGGGAACACUUUGACAAGUGCAUCCACUCCCUGGGCGAAAAGGGUCCUUCCAUCGUUGUAAUUCCAGAGCCUAAAGCCAACGAUGACCAUGAGGAGUGGGUGAGCUCAACAAAAGUGUGGGCCGACACUGAUGGCCGAACAGGCCUGGAAUACCUGCUGGAUUGCCUUCGAAAAGCGCAUGGCCUGCGGCGCCAGAUUCUUGAUACGGCCAGGGGCAGGGCAAAGCAAUGCCUGUGGUGGCCGUUCACACAGCACUCGACUGUGCAGGACAGUGAUGUGACCGUGAUUGAUGCCAGGUGCGGAGAGCACUUCAGUGUCUUCAGCGGUGGCAAUGGCAACCCUGGCUUUCUAGAGAAGCAGUACGAUGGGUGUGCAAGCUGGUGGACACAGGGCACAGGCGCGGCAAUGCAAUUCGAGAUCGCCCGUACAGUUGCACUUGCGGCUGGGCGGUACGGCCAUGUAUUGUUUCCAGAAAAUACACAUGAGGCUGGUCUGCGCUGCUCAGAGCACCUGCUAUCAUCAGUAGGUUCUGGAUGGGCCUCCAAAGUAUUCUACUCAGAUGAUGGCUCCACUGCUGUGGAAGUCGCUUUGAAGAUGGCACUUCGGACAUUUGCAAAGCGCCACCACGAUCAGAUGCAUCAAUGUGGUGAUCUUAAGAUCCUGGGAAUGUCCAACUCUUACCACGGGGACACUCUGGGUGCCAUGGAUGCAUGCCCCAGCAGCAUUUUCAACAGGGGUCAGACCCCCUGGUAUGUGGAGAAGGGUGUGUUCGUGCAGUGCCCUACUGUUUCCAUGUUGAAGGGUAGGUGGCAAAUUAGGCUUCCAGAGGAGCUGAAGCGGCUCACUGGUGGUUCCGAGCGCCAGCUUUCAUGGGAAGAGCUGGAUGGUGUUUUCAACCCUGACAGGAGCGAUCUUGAAGCCGUCUACUUGAAAGCCGUUGCAUCGGUGAUCGAUGGUGCUCAGGGUCACAAGGCAUCGGGAGGCGCCACCAUGAUAGGUGCUUGCCUCCUGGAGCCCGUUGUGCAGGCUGCGGGGGGCAUGAUCCUUGUAGACCCAGUCUUUCAGAGGUGCAUAGUCAAGGUUUGCAGGGAGCGCGGCAUUCCGGUUAUCUUUGAUGAGGUCUUCACUGGAUUCUGGAGGCUAGGAGCUGCUGGUGGUGCAUCCCUUCUUGGCAUGUCGCCCGAUAUUGCAUGCUACGCCAAGCUGCUCACUGGUGGGGUCGUGCCCCUGGCGGCCACUUUGUCCACAGAAGAAGUCUUCGAGGCGUUUGCAGGGCCAUCGAAGGCUGAAGCCCUCCUCCAUGGACACUCCUUCACCGCCCAUCCAAUUGGCUGCGCCGCAGCCUGCGCCGCCAUCAGCAUGUACACAGACCCCAGUCUGAAUCCAAACUUACAGCGCGCACCGGCAUCUGUGGAAAUGACCGCGCCUCCGACCACCAAGGCGGAGGCAAAGCUGAUGCCGCUCUGGGAUUCGAAGGCGGUGCGGGAGCUGUCUUCCAACGCGAAGGUAGAUGGUAUCACGGCCAUAGGUACCCUGUUGGCGGUAGAGUUGAAGCCGCCUGAGGGGCAGGAGGGGGGGUAUGGAUCAGGGGUGGCUGUGGAGGUUGUGAAGAAACUUCGCGCCAACGGGGUGUACACAAGGCCAUUGGGGAACGUUGUGUACUUGAUGUGUGCGCCUGUCACCCCGAAGGAGGAGUGCGAUCGGUUACUGGCGUUGUUGAGCAGGCUGUUGUGA